AUGUGUGUCCUUUUAUCGCAAUUCUACUGUGGCCCCAUCACACUUGGUAUCUAUCCCAACCACUCUCUUUCUAUCGGCUUAUCCGACUCUGGCCUCCAAUCCGGAUCCCUUCAUUGUCUUGUGGAUCUGUUUAUUAUCUUUCUG
Protopolystoma xenopodis is the source of this 144-nucleotide messenger RNA. The record is from the annotation of a GenBank genome assembly. NCBI's taxonomy places the organism in Eukaryota, Metazoa, Platyhelminthes, Monogenea, Polystomatidea, Polystomatidae.